Rhopalosiphum maidis (corn leaf aphid) is the source of this 1661-nucleotide messenger RNA. RefSeq names its product heparan sulfate 2-O-sulfotransferase pipe (gene pip). The transcript is spliced from 9 exons. Lineage: Eukaryota; Metazoa; Arthropoda; Insecta; Hemiptera; Aphididae. Bases 175 to 1317 code for a protein of 380 amino acids. The record is from RefSeq and is a predicted model, not a curated record. Gene Ontology annotation, molecular function: sulfotransferase activity. Gene Ontology annotation, cellular component: membrane.
CUUCACAGGCAGUGCAGUGUUUACGCGGAACGGUCUUUAUACUAUAUUAUUCUCGUAUAAGAUUUAUAUUUAUAGAAGAAGUAUACGAUUUUCGUAUUUUUCAUAAUUUAUUUUCUUUCGCUUAGUGUAUUUUAAUAAUUUAAUUUUAAAUGUAAAUUCUGAUCAGGCUUCACCAUGACUUGUUCGGACAAGGGAUAUACUAGGAUCAAUAUCCUUUCUACGUGCAGUAGAUCGGUAGAAACUGCUAAACAUAAACGCAUUUUUAUUUCAAAAAGAACUAGCGAACUUGUUGCGCUUAUGGCAAUUUCGUCAACUUUAUUUUUAUUCUUACACACCAGGGAUCUGCACACUCGACUUAGGUCAUUACAAUCUAUUACAAAUUCUGCAUCAACUUCAGGUGAUUCUACUGCAAUGGAAAACGAUAUUGAUAAUUUCAUCCAACAUGACCAGAAAUUGGAAGCAUAUUCUUUGAAUAACACGGGUCAUGCAAAAAAAGAGUUGAUAUUUUUCAAUCGAGUGCCUAAAGUGGGCAGUCAGACAUUCAUGGAAAUAUUGAGGUUGCUGUCUCUGAGGAAUCAGUUUGUAUUUUACCAAGAUCAUGUACAAAGGGUCGAAACCAUCCGUUUGGCUGAAACCGAACAGCUUCGUGUGGCGUCUAUGGUGUCGAAGUACGACACGCCUUCAGUUUUCAUAAAACACAUAUCUUUCGUCAACUUUACCAAAUUUUACUUGCCCGAACCUAUUUACAUUAACCUGGUGAGGGACCCUGUGGAACGAGUAAUCUCAUGGUACUACUACAUUAGAGCGCCGUGGUACUAUGUGGAGAGGAAGCACGCGUUUCCCGACACGCCGUUGCCAGAUCCGAAUUGGUUAAAAAAAGAUUUCGAGACUUGUGUUCUUCGUGGCGACAGAGAGUGUAGGUAUACGCAAGGUGAAAAACGCGAAGGGAUCAGUGACCACAGGCGACAGACGAUGUUUUUUUGCGGACAUGACGAGGAAUGCACUCCGUUCAAUUCCGAAGGAGCUUUGGAAAGGGCAAAACGUUCUGUGGAACAACAGUACGCGGUUGUCGGCGUAUUAGAAGACUUCAACGUCACUCUAACAGUGUUCGAACAUUACAUACCGAGAUUCUUCAGAGGAGCGUCCCAAGUAUAUUACGGAGACAUGGGAUUACACAAGGUCAAUCACAAUGCGUUCAAGCCGCUAGUCAGCGAAGCUGUGAAAGACAUUGUGAGGAAGAAUUUUACCAGAGAAAUAGAAUUCUACCAAUUCUGCAGGCAGCGGCUAUAUAGACAGAGACUAGCGUUAAAUUUAUAACAUAACGAAAUACAUUUUCUCUGAACGUCGAUAAAAAGUUCCUCGUACACUUCAACCUUUAAACUCGCGCGUGUUACGCAAUAAUUAUUGUUUUACGUUAUACAAUAUUAAAAAUAAAAAGUUAUGUUUUAGUUUUACCUUUUAACAGUUAGGUAUGUUGUAUACUUAAUUAUUUCAACAUCAAUUAACAUAAGAUUAUAAUACCAACAAUUAUACAAGACAAAAUAAAUUUAAGAUAAACAUACGUACAUACGUAUUAUAAUAUUACCUAUGUCUAGCAUAGAUUCUAAUUUUAGUAAUGAAAAAAGUAAUAAUGAUAUUAUAUUUAUUGUUUUUUCUUCGUA